AUGAAGCUGCUGGAUGAGCGGCUCUGGUCCCUGUUUCAGCGCCACUGGCAGCAGACUCUCACCUACUGGAGUGUGUUCUUCAGCUUCGGCCUGUGCAUCGCCUUCCUGGGGCCCACCAUCCUGGACCUGAGAUGUCAGACCCAGUCCACCCUGCAGCAGAUCACCUGGGUCUUCUUCUCCCAGCAGUUCUUCCUGCUGGUGGGCAGCGGCGUGGGAGGCCUGUUUAAGAGAACCCUCACGUCCUCCCUGUCAGCCCUGUUCUCCUGCACUCUUCUCAUCUCCCUGGUGUUUGCCGUCAUACCGCUGUGUCACAAUGUGGUGCUGCUGUCCGUUGCCAUGGCGCUGGCUGGCAAAGCCAUGGGGGUGAUCGACACCAUCGCCAACCUGCAGCUGGUGAAGCUGUACCAGAAGGAUUCAGCCAUCUUCCUGCAGGCUUUGCAUUUCUUCAUCGGCCUGGGCGCGCUGGUCAGCCCCCUGGUCGCUGAACCUUUCCUGGCGGACGACAACUGCGUCCUGGGAUCCAACUGGACGACCAACUCCUCCUCGGACCUGGAGCAUCUCCGCAGCACUCUGGCCGGGCCCGGAGCCACGCUGCACAACACCUCCCAGUAUCCUCUGCACACCGAGGGCAAGAUCAUGACCCGGGUGUCGUACGCCUUCUGGAUCAUGGCUCUCAUCAAUCUCCCUGUGCCGGCGGCAGUGCUCGCAUUGAUGUACCACGAGAGGCUGCUGCCUUGGUCCGGCAGCAGUCCACGUCUGCUCAACAAGGAGUCUCUGUCCAGCUCGAACCUCGCCGAGGACAGCGAGCAAGGUAACGCUGUCCCUGUCUCUACAGGACACGGGAAUGUGUUUAGCUGCUGUCACCCCUCCAAGCUCCGGGGUCGCCCUGCUACGUUCUUCAUCCUCCAUGUCGUGGGUGGAGCUAUCCUCUUCAUCACUGAUGGAAUUAUAGGCUCCUACGCUGGCUUCGUCUACACCUACGCCGUGUCCCCUCCUCUGCUGAUGGGCCACAAGACGGCCGGUUGUCUGGACAGCGUGUUCUGGGCCUCCAUCACAGCAGGAAGACUGGCUUCCAUGUACCUCUGCUACAGAUAUACGCCACCCAGGCUGAUCGCCUGUAGUCUGGUGGGAGUCAUCGUGGUCCAGUGCCUGUUGUUGAUUUUCUACACCAGCAGUGUGUUUCUCUUCAUCGGUACCUGUGUGCUGGGCCUGUGCAUCAGCAGUGUGUUUCCCUCCAUGCUGGCCUUCACAGAGGACAUCCUGGACUACAAAG
Messenger RNA from Stegastes partitus (bicolor damselfish), 1273 nucleotides. Its product is annotated as major facilitator superfamily domain-containing protein 4-A-like. The annotation marks the transcript as partial. The record is from RefSeq and is a predicted model, not a curated record. Lineage: Eukaryota; Metazoa; Chordata; Actinopteri; Pomacentridae. The transcript has 7 exons. Gene Ontology annotation, molecular function: D-glucose transmembrane transporter activity.